Acanthochromis polyacanthus (spiny chromis) is the source of this 8904-nucleotide messenger RNA. It is a transcript of the gene znf365, whose product is annotated as zinc finger protein 365. The coding region runs from base 174 to 1586 and encodes 470 amino acids. The record is from RefSeq and is a predicted model, not a curated record. The transcript is spliced from 6 exons. Gene Ontology annotation, cellular component: centriolar satellite. NCBI's taxonomy places the organism in Eukaryota, Metazoa, Chordata, Actinopteri, Pomacentridae. Gene Ontology annotation, biological process: regulation of neuron projection development; regulation of double-strand break repair via homologous recombination; regulation of DNA strand resection involved in replication fork processing.
UAACCGGUUCUCGGCUGUAUGUUUAGCCGUUAGCUUGACUCUGGUCCUCCGUGUGUCUCUGAAUGAAUGACAUCAUGCGGGCUGCCGUCUGUCUCCAUCUGCGACAUGCCUCCUUCACUCUGUAACGGUGAUUGAUUGAAGGUCCGCCGUUCAGCUCCUCACGGUGUGGAGUGAUGCAGCAGAAGUUGUGUUCCAGAGGUUCUGGUUCUUUCCUCUUGGAGAGGAACGGUCAGGCCUGUGGUGCCGUUACCGACUCCUCUGCUUCCUGUGACCUCCCGUUCCGUUGCCCUCGCUGUGGUGAGCAGGAGCGUUUCCGCAGCCUGGCCUCCCUCCGCGCCCACCUGGAGUACCGACACUCGUACCGCUCGCCGGACGUUGUCACCGGCGGCUUCAGCAUCACCGGUAAGCUGCCCGACCCGCUGACGGCGGCCAUCCCCUGGCACGACAUGAGCCUCCCGACCCGCAGGGGGCAGCAGAGCGCCGCCCGGCCGCCUCACAUCCGCUCCCUCAGCGACAGCAGGGACAGCGGCUACCUGCCCUCCUACAGCUCCGUGAGGAGGAGGACCCAGAGCGUCGGGGUGGGGACGCAGGCCGAGGAGGAGGAGGACGAUGAAGAGGAGGCGGGGACCGAGGAUGAAGAUGUGGCAGAUGAAGAAGAGGAGGACGAUGAUAGGGAAGAGAGAGCUGGAAGCAGAACUGAGGAGGAUUUAAAAAUGUCCAACAGGAAGUCAGACCACCACCACAUCAACCACCACCACCUCCCCUUCCCUCCCCUGGCUCCCCUGGGACCCCCACCAGACCCAGACCUGGACCUGGACUUGGACCUGGUCGAGCAGAACUCCUACUCUGGUUUGGAGACGGCGGCGGCUUCGGCUGCAGUCCGCCGGCGGCUGGCCAGCAUCCUGCGGGCGGCCGACAGCACCAUGCAGCGCCGCCUGGCUAAAGUUAGCACCGAGUUAGCGCAGACGGACACGGAGCUGCUGUGUGAGCGUGCUCACUCGCAGCAUCUGGCCCAGGAGAGGCAGGAAGUGGCCGACAGGGAGCGGUCGCUGAGCCGGCAGGUGGACGUGGCUGUCAUGGUGAUAGCGGCGCUGAGAGAGCAGCUCAACGCCUCGGAGAACGAGCUGGAGAGACGAGAGAGGCGAGUUUUAACCAUCCAGAAGUUUCUGGAGGCGGCAGCUCGACAGGAGACGUGCGGCAAAGUUCGAAUCCAGCGCUUCAUUGAGAACCUUCUGAGACGCAUCGCUCUGGCCGAGAGGCUGGUGGAGUAUUACCAGGUGAACGGCAGCCCGCCUCAGUGCAACCACUACAAGCAGCACCAGCAUCAAACGGAUAACGGACCCCACAGAAUCACUAAAAGCAGGUCGGCAGGAGGUCAGCUCUCCUCCUCUGGUUUCCUCGACAACAGAACUCCGUCCUCCUCCCAGUUCGGCCGUCAUCCGUCCUCCAAACCGGGCGGCGACCGGGAGCGGGAGCGGGAGCACCGGGAGCGCCUGGCCCAGUCGUCCAGGCUGUUCUGCCGGCCCGAACACAGAGACGACAUCUGGAACCACCAGCGACGCCGCUCCACGGGGUACGAAGCCUAGAGCUGUAGACAGAGCGGGGAGAGGGAGUGUUGUCAGGGGCAACGCUGCAUCACACAAUGACUUUAAUCCAGUGUUAACCUGUGGAAAAGUACUGCGCGGUCAGGUUCACGUCAGCUUUCCUUCCUUUAGGACGUUUGAAACAGAUAAAUGUAAGUAAGUCUGCUCAGGUUCAUCUGACGUCUGCUUACAAAACCCAACUUUUUUCUUUUUUUAUACAUUCGUCAGCAAGUUAUAAACCCAAAAGAAACAGAAAAUUACAUGACCUUAAAAGCUAGCAACAAUCAAAACAACUUAGGUAAAAAGCUAAAGUUACGAUAUGUCUUCAAAUCAAAUUUAUUUAUGUCGCAUCUUUCAAACUGAGCUGUGUUGACCAAAGUGUUGUACACGUUACCGCAAACACGAGGACAAAACUUCUAAAAUCAAUUAGUAAAAAUAAAUAAAAUAGCAAAAAUAAAAAAUACUACAAGAGGCGAAAGAGCAAGGUGAAUUUCUAAAAUAGAAAUAUAUCUAAAAUAUUCGGCUUUUCCAUCCUGAUGUGAAAUAUUCAUUUUGGAUAAGUGUUAUGUGAAAUUAUCUCAUCUCUUUAUGUAAUUAUAUCUAUUAAUCAGACUAAGAGAUGCAGUUUCACUUGGAAAAUAAAUUAAAAAUCUUCCAUAAAUGAGCCCUAAACUCAUUGCACCUCACAGUAACUCACACUUUCUAACAGGGUAAAGCAGUAAAAAAUAUUACUGCACUGGCAUUACAUUGUAUUUAAGUCAUAAUAGUGGUUUUAUUUCUUAUUUUGGUACUUUUCCAUAGAUUUUUGCACUGAAAGUUACUUCUUAAAAUGUCACACUUAGUUCUUUCUCAGUAGGAUUUGUUGUCUUUUGUCAGCACACGUGAAGCUUAAGUUGCAGUCCUGCGUUCUGAAUCCUCUACUUUGUGUUUUAAAGUAACUUCAGGUAAGAAAGUGUUUUUUUGUGUUUGUCUGCUGAUUGUGAAGUUGAGAUUUGAUCACAGAAACUAGCUGCUGUAGUCGUACAGAAGAGACUCCUGAUGACACGUCCUCUCCUGUGGUCGGAUCCCGGCCAGAAGCUCCUGAUCAGUCCAGUUAUCGGAUCUCAGUCUGUGCUUUCAAACCCCAAAUCCUUGCCUGUGACCGUCUGGAUAAUUGACCGUUCGUUAAAAAUACCCUCUGCUAAGAAAUGAUUGUCUGAUCGUAGCUUAAUUACCCAAGCUCUGUAUCUACACUACUGUUCAAGAGUUUGGGGUCACUUAGAAAUGUCCUUAUUUUUGAAGGAAAUGCAGUUUUUUCCAGAUAGCAUGAAAUGAAUCAUAAAUCCAGUCUAGACCUUGUUAAUGUGGUAAAUGACUAUUCUAGCUGGAAACGGCUGAUUUUUAAUGGAAUAUCUCCAUAGGGGUACAGAGGAACAUUUCCAGCAACCAUCACUCCUGUGUUCUAAUGCUACAUUGUGUUAGCUAAUGGUGUUGAAAGGCUCAUUGAUGAUUAGAAAACCCUUGUGCAGUUAUGUUAGUACAUGGAUAAAAGUGUGAGUUUUCAUGAGAUUGUCUGGAUGACCCCAAACUGUUGAAUGGUAGUAUAGAUUACCAUCACACACUCAUGAAUUAACUCAACCUUAACAAGCUCCUUUUAGCCUAGAUUGAGUGUUUUGUUUGCUUUUGCGUUGUUGUGCAUUAUACGUAACUUCUAAUCUAAUGACCUCUGUCUAAAUGACAGAAUGGCGUCACUUUGACGGAUUGACAAAACCAACAAUGUUUCAUAUUUUAUGUCUGAAAAGGACUCGGUUAGCAAAAGUGUUAAAAAAAAUUGUAGAUCGCUCAUUCAAUGAAUCCAUCUGUUUUCUUUUGCUUAUUCUAUGUUGACUUUAGGUGUCAGCAGGUUCCCAUUGCUAGCAGUGUUCUCCAGUUCCUCGUGGGGAAUCUGAGGUGUUCCCAGUUCAGAUGAGAUAUGUAGUCCCACCAGCGAGUUCUGGUUCUUCCACCAGGGUUGGUCUAUUUGUUAUUAGAUUAAUUGAUAAUCUAAUGUUGCUUAAAGGAGCCGUUGCAUAGCGUCGUCUCAGCUAGGAUUUGGUUUGUAGAGCACAGACUGGAGUUCGAUGACACCAGACUUGGGUCAAAUAUGUUUUACAUGUAAUUCCUGGCUUGUGUUUGAGCAGUUGGUCGCUACAUUAGGACCAGUUCACUGUCUAGUAAUUGUACAUAGAGAGAAAAAGCUAUAGAUAUAUUGACUUGGUCCUGUGUAGCCAGUUACCACGUAUUUAAAGAUGAGCAACACGUCACGACUUCCUUCCACGGUACAGAAGUGAAGCCAAGAUCCCGCCUCUUGCGUGCUCACACGUGAGGCCGAGCCGCCGUCAUCUUGGACGGUCAUGAACCCUUGCUUUAGUAGAUGCUAGGGUUGGUUCUGCUCUCAGCUUGGUCAUCCGUGGUGCAGAUGACAUCAGCAACGUAAAAUAGAAGCAAUAUUUUGGUUCCACUUUAAGACAGCUGGCAUGUCGUCCAUCUUCACUCGCCAACCUGUUACCAAAACAGGAUUAAACCGGAGAUGCUGUGGAGAGUAAAACCAACUUUUUGUUUUCACCACUGUUUGCCUUUCUUUAAAGGAACAGCACAACUUUUUUUCCAUCUUAUCCAAAGUCUGAUAGCAAAACGGAGGCCCAGGUCUGUUAGCGUAGCUCAGUACAAUGCCUGGAAGCAGAGAGAAACUGCUAGCCUAGCUUCAACAGCCGUGAAAACAAACAUCUUUGUAUCCAAAUUCACUUCUCAGUUAUAUUGCUCUAUAGGUAUUGUUGCGUGUCAUCUUUAACCACACAGCUCGAUUUUCCGUUGAUGGUAGUUUGCCAACAUGUUCAAUUAGCUCAGCAGAUAGCACUGAAAGGAAUGGUUAUGCUCUCUUCAUGGCAUCAUGAAGUCCUGAAAUCUGGUCCUUCAGUUGGUUCCAUUACUCCGGACUCGUGAAGAUACCCUUCUUCCACAGCUUCAUCUUCCAUCUGGGUUCAUCCAGUACUCUCUGAGAGGUUGAUAAGUGUAGCCACAAAAAGCUAUUUGGAAUUUAUAUCAAAUUGAACCGUAGUUAUACAUUAGUCUGGUUCUACAAGUAGGCAGCUGUAUUUGGAAAGCUUUAGACACAUAUUUGAAAUCAGAAUCAGAAUCAGAAUCACUUUAUUCAUCCCUGAAGGGAAAUUCAGUUGUCAGGGUUCUUAUCUGUUUAAUUUUGAAUUGAAUAGCCUGACUGCUGAUGGCAAGAAAGGUUUCCGAAAUCUUUCGGUCUUGCAGUGCAGGGAUAGGAGCCGUCCACUGAUGUUUCUUUGUUCAUUGAGGCAGAUGUGAAGUGGAUGAUCCAUGUUUGUCAGAAUGGCCUCCAUCUUGCUCCGUGUCCGUCUCUCCACCAAAAUAACACUUUUUUAAACCAUUGCCAUGUUUCUAAUAAUGACAGACUGCACACAAUCCCCCAAAACAAUCAUGAAAAGAUGCCUUUACUGACAGCAUAUAAUAGUGAGACACUUAUAAAACCAAAACUAUUUUGUAAUAAUGGUUUUUCCCUUGAUAUUGAAGGCUACUAUUAACAAUGGGCACGUUUUAGCUUAUCAAAUGGUGGAAGAUUGUUUUUAAAACAUUAAAAUACAGCCUCAACGGCUAACCCUCAUUAUGACCUUGAUAAGAACUUAAAGGUCGUGAAAUUACCCUGAACAUAGCCCAGAGCUUACAGCUGGACAGUUUGUUUUGUUUGACCGUCCAACUGCCCCAAAUACUCACCAGAGCACCCAAUGGGAAUGAAUCCACCGCUGAAAAUAGUCCCAACACAUGCACACUUCGCUUGUCUUGUGAGCUGCUUUUAAAGAUGUGUUUGGAACCAAUGGACUGAAAAUACAGACCUGAUUUCUUUGGGCAUAUCAGUAAUCCAAGCAUAAUGAUACAAAAAUGGAAAAUGGUCUUUGUAGAACGUAUUUUAUGCGUUUUUCUAAGAUGCUAAAACCAGAUUGCACCAGCUUUGUGUUCUGAAUGUCUGUAAAACCUCAUUUCUGUCACUUUUGUUGAAGACUGGCAGUUUCUCUCUGCCUCUGCUGUUUGUAGUGAAAAGCUGCAAGAAGAAAGCACUUCCUUUGUUGUGUUUUACCUCCACUGCGUCUCCGGUUAAAGCCAGAUGUUCGUGCAGGAGCAGUUUGACUCAGGUCUGGAGGACGCCACACGCAACGAAUGUACUCUGAGUUAAAGCUCACAGUGAAGAGAUGCUGAGCUUUCAGCCCGACUCUGGUCUCGGCUUAAACUCGCACUCUUUCACACAGAAAAACGGGUGGAGAUUCUCCGAUCACAAAUGAAUGACGUCGUGCUUUCAUCCAAAGUGACUUACAGUGCCGUGAAUGCAUAAACAGUCCAUCUGCAGUAAACUGAACCCACUCAUGACAGCUUGUUAGAUAGAAUCAUUCCUCUCUCCACAUCGUUCUGUACGACCUGUUUACAUUUUUGCACUCAUCCAAUGAUAAGAAUGUAAAUGUAAAAGACGGUAUUUGGUGUAAAAUGUAUCUUUGCUGUUGUUGGUUUGGGUUUCGUUGACAGUGUUAAUAGAUAUUUUAUAUACGAAGCUAUUACGUGUUGUCAAGUGGAAGUAGUAGUCCUGCAGUACUUAAACUGGACAGAACAUUUGUCUGGGUCGCACACUAAUCAUCUUUAUAUUUUAACAGGGUGUCUGUAAGUUCUGGAAAUUACUCAAUAACAUGUAACUGUCAUAUUUUAUUCCUUAAAACCCUACAGGUGCAGGAUUCCACUGUGAGAUAUUACUGUAUGCAGACGAUGUUCUCUAUUCUCUGGUUGUUUGUAGUUAGUCGAUCAGAGUUCUAAUUGGCAUUAAUCACCAGAUCUUGGUGAACUGAGCUUCCAGGGCUUUCAGAGGCUGUUUUGUUUCAGAUUAACUGCAAUAUUUUAAAGUCAAAUCAAAUGUUGUAAAUGCAUCGUUUUUCAUCGGUUUAAUAAACCGAGUCGGAUACAAAUAUUGAAUAAUCUUGAAUAUUAUUGUUGAUCAGCUGGGAUUUGUUUUUAAAAUGUCUUUGUGGAGCAAAUAAAAUGCAGAGGAUAAACUCUGAUUUCAGCAGGUUUACCUUCUGCUGCUUCUUAACAUAUUAAAAAGGCUGAUCCACAUAAAUUUGGACAAGCUGCCCACUGAGUAUCUCAGAGUGAAUUCUGAAUAUUUAAGCACUGCUGAUCUAAGACCAAGUCAGACUGCUGCUGUCAAGUAAAAAAACCCAUUUCUCUGAGCAAAAACCAACGGAUGUUCAGUUUGUGUUCAUAAUUUUCAGUUAACCAACAAUCAAAGAGCUCAACCCACAUUAAAAUAUGUUGUUGACUGUCAUAAAAGGGUUAUGAUUCGAUGGCAAGUUUGAAGUUUAAUAGACUUUCUUACUAUAUCAAGGGGAAAGUUCACUUUAUACUGUGGAACAACAUUUGAUCCUGUUUGACACAUUGCUUUUUCUUAAUUUAUGGAGCAAAAAUAUCAACAGAUGCAGAAUUCUUCUGUGGAAAAAAGUAAGUACACCAUAGGUAUCAGAAGCUAGUUUUGCAUCAUCGAGUUCAGGGGUGUCAAACAAAUCUUAGUUCAGGUUCCACAUUCAGCCCAAUUUGAUCUCCAGUGACCAGUUAAAUCACAGCAUAACAACCUAUAAAUAAAUAACCACAAUUCCAAUGUUUUCCUUUGUUUUAGUGCAAAAAUGUCCGUUCUGAAAAUGUUCACAUUUAUGGAAUUAUCCUUUUACAAAACCUAAUAAUCAACCUGAAGUUUCUUAAGAAAAAUAAAUUCAAUUUCCACAACAUUCAGCCUCUGUUUAUCAUUUAUUUAUUACAACUUCCAGAUCACAGAGUUUCUACAAAGGAACACAACAUGUAGUCACAGGAAUCUGGAGCUGAAUGAUAGAGUAUUUUACUUUGUGAUCAAAAUGAUAAACGUUUGACAAAAUAUGACAAAAAAGAGACACAAAACGACAAAAGUGAGAAACAAAAUGAGACAAACGACACAAAGGCCAAACAAAAAUUAGAAAGUGAUUUUUUUUAAAAAUGGGCAAACAACAAAAACGAGACAAAAGAUGACAAAAGCGAGAAAAGAAGCGACAAAAAAUAGACUAACAACACAAGCGAGACAAAUAAAGACAAACCACCAAAAACGAUACACAAAACAACGAAAAAAAUCACAAAAUUACAAAAACAAGACAAACUAUUACAAAAAUGAGACGCCAAAGAACAAUAAACAAUCUAGUAUUUUACUUUAUGAUCAAAACAACUUGUCAUGGUGUAGGAAUUAUUUUAAAUUUAUAGUUUUAUUAAUUUACAAUCUGCAGUUAAUGUCUUCUGUCAUUUUUACACUUUGAGGGCCGGAUUGGACCCUCUGCCGGCCCAGUUUUGGCCCGUGGGCCUCAUGUUUGACACCUCUGUUUUAGCAGAAGUACCUUAUUUUAGAUGUUUCUCAUAAUCGUUUCCUCGUCUUUGACAUCAACUGGCUGAAAUAAACGACCACUUUUCCGGUAAAAUUCCUUCAGCUGAAGAUGUUUGAGGGUUCCUUGUUGGUCCAAACUUUUAGUCCUUAAAAACUUUGUGGGUUUUUUUAUGCAGACAGCAGCAUCAGUGUCCAGUGCUUCCUGUUGUGUGUUUGGAUGCAUGAAGCAGCCCGACUCCUACCACUACCACUACUACUACUCCUACUACUACUACAUAUGUAGCUAUUGUGUUACUGUGAAAGCAUGCUUCAUAUGUAGCAAAAAAAAAAAGCAAAAUACUUAUAAAGUCCUGUUAUCUUGUACUACUGUGUGUACUUUUGUAGCAGAGCGAGGUCUAUUUUACUGGAGUUUGAAGGAAAGUUGCACUAAACCAACACAGAGCACUUGUCUUGGAGCUGUUGGAGGGUUGAACGGCGGACAGUCGGCACGGCGUUGGAAAUAAACUUUAUCCUCUCUGUGUUGGAAGUGUUUCAGCUCUGACAGAGUGAAAGAAAAGCAUCCUAACUGGAGUCAUUGUCAGUUUGAUUAUGACACUACUACCUUUUCUUGGCGUGAGUCGGUAGAGACCAAGUUUUAUGUUGUGUAAAAAAAUAAAAAAGCAACCUGAUGUUCCUGCGGCCGAGUUUGUUUGAUAUCCUUGAGUUCAUGGCGUCUGUCCGUAGGGAUUUCGUUUGCAGAAGUAAUCUCUAGUUUUGUGCCUUCACUCAAGAACUCUGUAGUCUGUAAAUCACUGUGCAAAAAUGCAAUACUGUGAAGAACUGGAACCCUUUUUCUGUUGAAACCUGUCCGUGUGUGUGAUGCCCAUCCAAGAUUAAAGAACAAACAUGACACCAACA